This is a messenger RNA of Alternaria ethzedia, 1053 nucleotides long. It is a transcript of the gene VPS74, whose product is annotated as Vacuolar protein sorting-associated protein 74. Lineage: Eukaryota; Fungi; Ascomycota; Dothideomycetes; Pleosporales; Pleosporaceae. Bases 1 to 1053 code for a protein of 350 amino acids. The transcript has 4 exons. The record is from RefSeq and is a predicted model, not a curated record. Gene Ontology annotation, cellular component: cytosol; trans-Golgi network; Golgi cisterna. Gene Ontology annotation, molecular function: phosphatidylinositol-4-phosphate binding. Gene Ontology annotation, biological process: Golgi vesicle budding; retrograde vesicle-mediated transport, Golgi to endoplasmic reticulum; Golgi organization.
AUGGCUUCUAGCUCUGGUCUGACGCGCCGGAGAGGAGGCGGCGGCGCUGCCGGCAACGGCGAGGACGAGAGCAGCCGGGUCAGCUCGCCAGCACCCAAGCGCAACGACGACCGCACCCCCGAAACCUCCUACGAAAGCUCCGAGAAUGGCCACAAGAUCGCAUUCGACCCCCGGGACAUCAGCGAAAAUGCAGAGAGGAGCAAACAGCCCAAGCUGACGCUCAUGGAGGAAAUCAUCCUCAUGGGGCUGAAGGACAAACAGGGAUACCUGUCGUUCUGGAACGACAACAUCUCGUAUGCAUUGCGAGGCUGCAUUGUCAUAGAAUUGGCCUUCCGAGGCCGCGUGAGCAUGCAAAAGGACUCGAAUCGGCGACGGUUCCCCCUCGCAGACCGGGUCAUCGAGGUUAUUGACGACACGUUGACCGGAGAGGUUCUGCUGGACGAGGCCCUCAAGAUGAUGAAGUCGAGCGAGAAGAUGAGCGUCAACUCGUGGAUCGACCUCAUGAGCGGAGAGACGUGGAACCUCAUGAAGAUUGGCUACCAACUAAAACAAGUACGCGAACGACUAUGCAAAGGCCUCGUCGACAAGGGCAUCCUGCGCACCGAGAAGAAGAACUUCCUCCUGUUCGACAUGGCUACACAUCCCGUCGCAGACGGAGGCGCAAAGGAGGAGAUUCGACGCAGAGUCCGGAACGUCCUCACCAACCGCACCGUCGUCCUCCCCGGCAGCCAAUUCCUCCCCGAGGAGUUGGAAUUCAGAGUGCUCCGAACAAUCACCAUGGUCUGCGCCGCCUAUGCCGCCAACGUCCUCGAGAAUGCCCUGACAACGCUGGGUCACGAAGCGCGGGAACGGGCUUUUGCUCAAGUGGACGAGCUGCUGGCAGAAUAUUCGCAGUGGCCGUUUGCAAAGAGGCAGGGUGGCUCGCAGGGUGUGGGCGCAAACUUGGGUCAGCUCAUCACGGACGAAGUUAACGGUUCCAAGGAUAAGGAGCUCCAGCUUGAGGUUGUCGCAGCAUGCUUGAGUGUAUUCACUCGACUUGACUCACUGCUUUGA